UUCCAACUGGAGAGGAGAACACUUUGGCACUGCUUUGAGUGAUAAGAGUCUGUUGUGAUGGGGGAGACAGGGCUGCUCAUCCUUCUGCUUGCAGGGUUUUGUGUGCCUGCUGACAACCGGAUCAGAAAACACGUAUUUGUGGAAACACUGAAGAGCUGGUCUGCAGCUCAGAGCUACUGUAGAGAGAAUCACACAGACCUGGUCACUGUGCACAGCCAGGAAGAAGCAAAGCAGCUCUUAAAUCUUACAGGAGCUUCUCUCAUUGCUGCUGCCUGGAUCGGGCUGUAUCGUGAUGACACACAGAACUGGCAGUGGUCUAACAGUGAUGAUGUCAUCUACUCCAACUGGAGGGCAGACCUCUUCUGUGCUUCUGUCAAUUCAGAGGGAAAGUGGAUUGAUUUACCCUGCCACCUUCAGAAAGCUUUCAUGUGCUACCAAGAGACCAGCAACAUCACUGAGAGAUACACCCUGAUUCAAGAACUGAAAACCUGGACUGAAGCUCAGCAGUACUGUAGAGAACACCACACCGACCUCGUCAGUGUAAAGAACACCAGUGAAAAUGAAGAACUAGUGAAGAAAGCGCAGGGCAAGCCCUUCUGGAUAGGCCUGUUCAAUGAGCCCUGGAAGUGGUCACACCAGGGGGAUAGCUACACAUUUCACACCUGGGUCAGUGGGGACCCAAACAAUUCGGGAGGAAAUGAGAACUGUGUGGUGAUGAGUAAGAGUGGUGGAUGGUAUGAUACUGCCUGCAACACUCUGCGCCCUUCCUUCUGCUGUGAGGGUGGCUCCUCUGGUCAUUGUUUCUAUGAAGGAAACAAGACGACAUGGGAGGAAGCUCAGAGCUACUGCAGAAAUCAAGGCAGAGACCUGCCCACCAUACAAGACCAGGCCAGGGUUAAUGAGCUUACAGGUCUUAUACCUACAACUAAUAACACCCUUUUCUGGAUCGGUCUGUAUCAUGACGAAGAGACCUGGCAGUGGUCCAAUGAAGAUGAUCUCAUCUACUCCAACUGGGAACCAUACCUCUUCUGUGCUUCAAUCAAUUCUGAUAGAGAGUGGGAGGAUUCAGUCUGCAGUGAGAAGAAAGCUUUCAUGUGCUACAAUGAGACCAGCAACAUCACUGAGAGAUACAGCCCGAUUCAAGAACUGAAAACCUGGACUGAAGCUCAGCAGUACUGUAGAGAACACCACACCGACCUCGUCAGUGUAAAGAACGCCAGUGAAAAUGAAGAACUAGUGAAGAAAGCGCAGGGCAAACCCUUCUGGAUAGGCCUGUUCAAUGAGCCCUGGAAGUGGUCACACCAGGGGGAUAGCUACACAUUUCGAAACUGGGACAGUAGGGAACCAAACAGUUGGGGAGGCAAUGAGAAUUGCGUGAUGCUGCUCAAGAGUGGUAAAUGGAAUGACUGUGGCUGCAACUCUCAGUUACCUUUCUUCUGCUAUGAUGAUCCCAAAACCACAAGCCCCCCUUCCACUCCGGUCUCUCAAGAAGCAGAAUUCUCAAGCCCAACUUCUACUAUGGUUGCUCAAGGCACUCCAGUCCCUGAGGAGCUCCACCCAAUCUCUCACAGUAUGGUCUGGCCAGAGGCUUGGCAGUACUGCAGGGAUCACUACACUGACCUAGUGAGCCUCACAAGCCUGGCUGCACAGAACAGAGUGUCGGAGCUCGUCAGGAACAGCACUGCAUCGCGAUUCUGGAUCGGCCUGCACAGAACCGUUGUGUAUGAUAACUGGUACUGGGUUGCUGGCAAGGAUAAGAAGGGGCCCCUAAACUACACUAACUGGGCCCCUGGAGAGCCCAACAAUCCUUACUAUGAGCACUGUGGGGAGAUGGUGCUGGGGGAGGAUGGGGGAGCUGAGUGGAAUGAUCUGUGCUGUUAUGAAAAGCUCCCCUUUAUCUGUUUCAAAGAUUAACAACAUCUCUGAAAGAUUUUACAGCAGUGGUUGUAAAACUAUUUCCAUUUGGGACUCCUUUUAAAGUCACUUUAGUCUGAAAAACAGCAUUUCCUCAUAAAUGAUAGAACUAUUUAAUUUGAAUUAUAUUGUGUGAAUAAUAAAGCAAACAGAAGUGUUGUAUGUGAGAGUUUGCAAUGCCAUGUCUGCUCUCUAUAAAGAGCUGCUGCAAUGCACUGCAGCCUUACGGAUGGUAGGUCUGCUUGUGAUGUGGUCGUUUGAAACCUUCCUGUGAACCCCCAGGGGGCCCCAACCUCCAGUCUGAGAACCACUGUCUCCACAGAACCCAGAGCUUUACUACAGGAAUAAUAUACCAAAAUACUAUAGAAGAAAAUCCUUUGUAGCAAUCUUUAAUGAUACACAUUAUUCUGAUAUUUCAUUGUAUUUGUUUAAUAUCAUAUUGUGCGUGUUCUGUGUGAUUCUCUAUUGCUUCAACUAAGAGCAUUAUCUGUUGUGCUUACUACCUACUCCAGCAAAAUGCCUCCUGAAAAGACUCCUCAAGGCUGAUUGUAAUGAAGUGAGGUGGGGAAGCAUAAUCAUGUUGCACAGUCUUCAGUGCACACUGCUUCUCCUAAGGGCUUCAGUGCUAAUAUGCUUCCCCACCUCACAGCCAGCCGUGAGGACUCUUUUCAGAAGCUGCUUCAAUUGUUUUUUAGUUCAUAAUCCACAGCUAUUUAAAAUAGUGUGUAGAUAAACUGCUGCAUCCUGGUACCUUUUCUGGAGGUUACAUGGUCUGACUGAGGACACAGCAGCAGCUUGGUUUAAAUAGAUUGAAGUGUACUAUAAUAAUAUUGCUGUGGUUAGUAAGAAAAUUGAUUUUAAACCUUGGCUAGCAGUCCUUUAAUACAGGAUACACUUAAGGGGAGAAGUACAAAUGGGGUAACUUGAUAUUUUUUAUUAUUCCUACUUGCUUUCCCCCCCCCCCCCCCCCCCCCCCC
This is a messenger RNA of Polyodon spathula (Mississippi paddlefish), 2891 nucleotides long. Its product is annotated as C-type mannose receptor 2-like. Bases 58 to 1914 code for a protein of 618 amino acids. The record is from RefSeq and is a predicted model, not a curated record. Lineage: Eukaryota; Metazoa; Chordata; Actinopteri; Acipenseriformes; Polyodontidae. The transcript is spliced from 9 exons.